AUGAACGACCCAGCCGCCAUGCCGCACGCGGAGGGGAAUGCCCUGCUGAAGGCCGUGUGGCAGGGCAAGUUCCGCCUCACUCGUCUCUUGCUGGAAGGUGGGGCCUACAUCAACGAGGGCAACGCCCAGGGCGAGACCCCGCUGAUCGCCGCCUGCCUGGCCCGCUACGAUGACCCGCACAACAAGCCCCGCAUGGUGCGCUACCUGCUGGAGAACGGCGCCGACCCCAACAUCCCCGACAAGACGGGCAAGACGGCCCUGAUGCACGCCUGCGCCGACCGGGCCGGGCCCUUGGUGGCUUCGGUCCUGCUGGAGCACGGGGCCGACCCCAGCGCCAGGGACUACGCGGGGGCAUCGGCCCUGGUGUACGCCAUCAACCGGGGCGACCGGGAGACCUUGCAGGUGCUGCUGGACGCCUGCAAGGCCAAGGGCAAGGAGGUGAUCAUCAUCACCACCGACACGUCCCCCUCGGGCACCAAGAAGACCAAGCAGUACUUGAACUCACCCCCAUCCCCGGGCCUGGAGGAGAAGUCGCCUGCCCUGUGCAUGUCGCCCUCCGACAUCGACGUCAAGACCACACAGUCGCCCGGGGCCAGCGAGAAGGAGGAGGCGAGGGACGUCUUCAACUUCACCAUGGCCACCCGGCUGACCUGCCCCCCGCUGCCUCUUCCCAAGGGGCUGGAGGCUGAGGCCUCCGCAGAGCAGUCGCCGGCAGCCCCGCCGCCCAAGGGCCGGCCCAGGCAACUCAAGAGACUCAACUCAGAACCGUGGGGGCUGGUGGCGCCCUCCACCUUGGCCGCCGCCCAUCUGGAGAAGGCCCGGACGCCGGAGGAGAGGAUCACGGCCGAGAUGAAUGGCUUGAGCAUCACCAAGAGGCCCGUGCUGUCACGGAGGCACAGCAUCGAGGGCCAGGAGCCCCCCGGUUUCAAGACGCUUGCCCCGCAAGGCUUCGGGGAAGAGGCCCCAGGUCCGGAGGCACCUUGGGCCGAGAAGGUUCAUUUUGGUCACCUCCACCAGCCUCUGUCGCGGCGCAACACGGCCCCCGAGGCCCAGGAGAGUGGGGGGGGCCCGGCACCCGGCCUGCGGGGCGUGGCCCACCAUAAGCUGGCCCGCAUGGAGCACUGCGAGUCGGACGCGCACCUCUGCCCGGACUCCAUCCCCGGCUCCCCGGAUUCAGGCCGCGUCUCCCUGGAGAGGAGGAAAUACAACGCCUCCCCCCUGACCCUGCCAGCCAGCUCCUCCCGGGAGUCCCUAGAGAGCAUUCCCAGCGCUGUGUCCCCCAUGACGGGGCGGCGUCGCUCCCCGGGGCUGCUGGAGAGGAGGGGAUCAGGGACUCUCCUCCUAGAUCACAUCGCCCACACCCGGCCUGGCUUCCUGCCCCCGCUCAACAUCAACCCCCACCCUCCCAUCCCUGACAUCCGGGCCAACGGCCGGCCCCCAUCGCCCGUGCACAGGGGGCUCAUCCCCAUGGCCCCCAGCUCCCCCAAGGCGAAGAAGAAGCUGUUCAGAAGGCAUUCUAUGCAAACAGAACAGAUCAAGCAGCUGGUCAAUUUCCAGAACCUGCUGGCCCAGGGCGACCCGGCCAGUUAA
Emys orbicularis (European pond turtle) is the source of this 1590-nucleotide messenger RNA. It is a transcript of the gene ANKRD34A, whose product is annotated as ankyrin repeat domain 34A. The record is from RefSeq and is a predicted model, not a curated record. Gene Ontology annotation, molecular function: protein binding. The transcript has a single exon. Bases 1 to 1590 code for a protein of 529 amino acids. Lineage: Eukaryota; Metazoa; Chordata; Testudines; Emydidae.